AAAUAAACAAGCUGCUGUUUCUGCCAAUGUUAUGUCCAAGGCCAGCUACGACGACCAUGGCUCUUCGUGCAUUUUCACAUUAGCUGAAUGCUUUUUGUGAUAGUCAAUGGCCACACUAAAAGCACCAAACAAAGGAUAAUAAUUAUCUCUCAUUAUGGGAAUUUGUUUGUGUCUUCAAAGGAGUCCGAAACAAAAUCAAAGCGAUGGGGGGUCGCAUUAUUACCUAGAUUCGACUCCAACGACUGCAAACAAAACGGCGAAGUACCUUUGUCACCAAAAAUUCGAAGUUCCGAAUAAUGGAACCACCGCCGAUAUUGCUCCAACGAACGUCAACCAACUGACACUGUACAACCUCGGCCCUAAAAGUUCUCUUACCGUCUCCAGGAAUGUUGUGACUGAUAUGCAUAUGACCUGUUUAGCUGCCCAAAAUGAUGCAAUCACGUCAGCAAUAUCUACCGUGUCUCCGGGUGGAAGCGGGGUCCAAGCGAGACCUUUGGUACAGGUUCGCGCUCUUUAUUCAUAUCAGGGCCACAACCAAGAUGACCUCUCGUUUCAGAAAGGAGAUAUAAUGUUUGUUAUAUCUGGUAUGUCUGAUGCAUGGUGGUUCGCAAGACAUGCCGAUACUGGAAUGAGUGGAUACAUACCUAGUAACUACGUCUGUCUGAAUGAUGGACUUCCAACUAGUUUGGAUGCUUGGUAUGACAUAGGUCGCCGUGAAGCUGAUCGUAAACUUUUGUUGGUGGGGAACCCCAAAGGAACAUACCUUAUUAGACCUAGUUCGGAAACCCAAAAUUAUGCACUCUCUGUUCGACAUUAUGACUCCGAAAAAAAUAUGUGGGUUGUAAAACACUAUCGCAUUCGGAUACUUGAUAAUAACGGUGGCUUUUUUAUUAGUAUUCGCACGACCUUCCCGAAUAUUCAGGACCUCGUAAAUUAUUAUACAGUACAUCCAGAUGGUUUAUGCUGUCGAUUGUCUAUCCCAUGCCCACGUGCAUACCGUCCACCAGUGCAAUUUCGUGAUUUUGAAAUUAACCGUGAUAGCAUAACAAGAAUUCGAAAGCUUGGUCAAGGUACAUUUGGAGAAGUAUAUUUAGCUAAAUGGAAUGGUUCAGUUGAAGUAGCGGUUAAAAUGAGACUCGAUCCUACAGAUCGUAGCCGAUUUAUUGAAGAAGCACGCCUCAUGCAUGCUUUUCAUCAUCCACGUAUUGUUCAACUUUUGGGCGUAUGCACUGAACCGGAAGACCAACCAGUUUAUAUUAUUACUGAAUUAAUGCGUAAAGGAGCUUUAUAUGAUUUUUUACGCACAGAAGAAGGGCAUAAAUUGACUUUGGAUGAUUUAAUUGAUAUAAUGGCACAGAUACUAAAUUCCCUAUUAAGUGGACAGCUCCAGAGGCGGCUUUACAGCAUAUCUUUAGCAUUAAGUCUGAUGUAUGGUCGUUUGGUAUAUUGAUGUAUGAAAUAGUCACUUAUGGUGGAACACCUUAUCCAGGAAUGACUACUCGUCAGACAGUAGCUGAGGUUGAGAAAGGUUAUCGAUUGCCUUGUCCUCAUACUCCUGAACAUCCUUGUCCUGAUGACUUAUACAAUCUUAUGCGAAAAUGCUGGGACGCUAGACCAGAGAAUCGUCCUACAUUUCGUUCUUUGUAUGAUGUUUUUGAGAACUGGUCUACGCACACAGAAGCUCAAUAUCUAGAUAAUUAGCAUCCAAUCUUCCUUUUUUCUUAAUAAUCAUUCCGAAUUCAUAUUAAUAUUUCACUACGUGUACAUUUCCGGUGAAGUAUUUUUCUUGUGAAUUCUUGGUUUUUCUUUAUGUACAUAUUAAAUAUUCACUUUUUAUGGCCAGACUGUUCAAAGUGUGUUCUACACGCAUCUGUUUAUUGUUUUAUUAGCUACCUCUUUUUAUCAUUUCACCUACCUUUGUGUUUUCUAUCUACCAUUUUCUGAUUUCAUCCUGUUAUUUACACAUAUAUUUCGCGCCAUUAAAUUUCCAUGUAAUACUAAUUUAUGUCUCACAACUCUGUCGUACUCUUAUAGUUACAUCCAUCCAUCCAACUUAUACUGUUUUUGCUUUCAUAGGCGAUGAAAAUAGUAAUUUUAAUUUCCGAUCAAUACUUCCAAUUCGCAUAUAGAUUACGUUAUAGGCCUCUGCAUUUUCGCGAAAUCUACUCAUUUUUAGCUAAGUUGUGUAUAUCAGUAACACUGCUAAUGUAUAUGUAUAAUUGUUACUCAGUUUUUGUAAAUUAUGUAUAUCCACAUUUUUUGUGUAAUUUCUUUUUUUCUAAUCCUCAUCAUGCUUCUUUUCUAGACUACCUUUAAAUAAUUAAACUACCAACCGUUUUUGUUUUUGUGUACAAUAUGAAGAAUUAAGUUGACGAACAAUUCCAACACAGCAAAGCUAAUUAUUAUAACACCUUGCAUCCAGUAUACUUUAGUUCUUUUCUUUCUUUUUCUAAUGUCUAUUGUAUAUCUGAUGUAACCUGAAAAGUAUCACUAUUCUAUUGCUGUAAACAUCUUAUUACGAAUUUCCAGGUUACACCAGAUAUACACUAGGGGUUAUUUAUACCUUUUUACUUGGAAACAAACUGUUCAUAGUCAGUAUCACUCUACCUUCGUAGCAAUGCCUGUAAAUUUUGAGUGUGUUCCAACCCACUUAGUGCAAGCAGAAAGCUUAUUCAUGCGAUUCUUUAUAUCAAUUUUUUUCGCUCUCUCAACCAGUUAAUAAUCAAAUAAAUUAAAAUUUGAUUCAAUUUAUUUUACUCGGUGGCGUUUCUUACUCAUAAAGAGUGAUCUCACUACUCGUUGAACUGGUUCUUGGAUGAGAUUCUUAAUGUCAAUAUGUGCACAUUGUUAAGUUUAUAUUCCUUACUCUGAUUGUUAUAUAAAUCAUGAAACUAAUACAUCCACCAUAUAACAUUUCUGCUUUUAUUCUUGUUUCAUGCAUCCUUUUUUAAGUCUGCCAAUGUUUAUUGCCUAUGAAUUGAUCAUUGUAUUUGAAUUUCGUUUAUUAUUCUUAGUCUUUCAUUUUAUUCAACCGAAAUGCAAUUUUUGUGUAUAUAAUUUGCAUUAUAUGUUCACAACAAUUAUAAAUGAAAUGUACUAAAUUCUAUUCAAUUUAGUUGUUUUAUUUAAUAAAGAUAUUUUUGUGGGAAUUAGUUUAACUUGUAGGUUGUGCUGAUCACAGAUUAGUCUCAGUUGGCAUACAAGCCAAGGAUCGAACCCAUAAUCAUAGGUUCUCGCAGUCAGCCCUAAAACACUAGAACCACUGAGUAUAUGUAUAUAUGUCCAAAAGCUCAUCCCAAGUUCGACGCCAGUUUCCUUAGGCCCUGUUAGCUCUGGUCAUAUAAUAUUGUUAAAAGCGAAAAAACUUACAUUUCCUACUUCAAUUUAGAUUCUAUUUCUUC
This is a messenger RNA of Schistosoma rodhaini, 3401 nucleotides long. Lineage: Eukaryota; Metazoa; Platyhelminthes; Trematoda; Strigeidida; Schistosomatidae. The record is from the annotation of a GenBank genome assembly.